AUGACGACCGCGCGACGCGUUGCCGCACAAAAGGCACUCGAUCGCGGCGUCAUGUUGGGAACUUUUAAAACAUCCAGAGACUUGGGGUUUUUUACGCUCGACAUCGACGGCACUCGCGCUUCCCGGAUCACCGUCGUCAGGUCAUAUCUAACGUAUCUUUUUCUUCUCCCUCGAUUUUUUUUUCUCGUUCCAGGAGACAAGAAGCCGCCCUCCGUCCGCGAGAAGUGGACCGCGUGCGAGGAGAAAAAGUUCUUCAGCGCGCUCAAGACCGUCGGCUCGAACUUCGAUAAGAUCGCGGAGAUCAUCGAGACGAGGAACAAGACGCAAGUUCGCGGGUUCUACAUCGCGGAAGUCAAGAGAAUCAACGCCGUGCUCGCGCCGCUCGGCGUCCAGGUGGACCCCGCAGACGUCGAGGAGGUGCACGCGGCGAUGCACUCGUGGCACAGCAUGAAGGACAACCUCGGACCCGGGGAGCGGUUCCAGGAGCUGUGUAAGAAGCCCCAGGAUAGGAACUUAUUCGCGUGGGGGCUCAAGCAAGAGCUCGACAAGUCCGUGUGGGCGGAAGGGAAGAAAGAGGCGAAACUCCAAGCUCUCGGGCUGCUCCCGUCUGUGCUCGGCGACGGCGGGAAAGUUUUAGGGGUCGUGUCGGGCUCGAAGACGACCGCGGGCGCUCGCGUCGGCCGUCCGAAGGGCAGCGGGAUGAACCGGAGCAAAGGUUCGUGCAAGGCGGAUUCUCCGUCGUCCGCGAGGAAGGCUGCCGCGGCUAAGAAGGCGGCGCGACGAGGCUGCUCGUCCCCGAACGCGGCGGCGGCGAGGGCGAAGGCGGACGCUGCCGCGGGACGCGCCGCGGAUUCGAAGAUGUCCAAAGAGCCGACCGAACGUCUGAUGCUUCAGCUGUUCCCGAUCGACGCGAGCACGCGCGCGGCGCUCGUCGCGGGCGGUUUCAACCCGCACUUGGAGCUCACGUUCCGGGCGAAGAAGUCCGUGAUCGGUUUGAUGAACCACCUGAAGACGAAAUGGGCGGCGGCGACGAGACACUUACCCGCAGGCGUGAACGGAAAAGACGCGGUCCUGCAACUGUACCCGUUCGAGGCCGCGUCCGCGACCGAGGCGGUCGGCGCGUGGAACGACAGGCACGACGGCGUGACCGCGACGGACAUAUUCGACGCGUGCGGGCGCCCCGCGGCGUUCCGAGUCCGCUACGGCUGGGUUCCCUCCGCGGAGGCUGCGUCGAGGCCGCACCUCGCGCCGCCGCCGCCGCCGGUGCACCAGCAGUCGGUCGCGUCGCGGAACGGCUCGCGGUCCAGGUCGCGCAGCGCGUCGCCGCCGAACUUGUCGCCGCGGAAACGGUCCGCGGAGGAGCUCGACGUGAGGCAUCCGUCGUUCUGCCAGGCCCCGGUCCAGCCCGGGUCCUUCGAGGGGAUGUUUGCCGGCGGCGGGCGAGUCCCGGCGGUGGGAUCCGUGUUCGGAGCCGACUUCGGCGGCGACGCCGCCUUCGGGCUCUUCGCCGGCGGCGGCGCGGUUCAAGGCGACGACUUCACCCUGAGCGGUUUCGGCGGCGCGGACUUUAGCAACAUCUGCCGAGAGAUGGGACUCGACGACGGCGAGCACGACCGGCGCGAGGACAGCGCGCACGGACGCGCCGGGGACGCGCCCGGGCCGCUCGACAGCGCGUCUCCUGGGACGUUGAAGGCGUUCGCGAGGCACACGCGGGAGGUCAUCUCCGAGUUUGGCGCCGCCCCGGACGCGUCGAUGGGCGCGGGAGGCGUCCUCGGCGGCGAUUUCUCGCUCACGACGAUGCUCGGCGACGUCCCCGCCGAGGGCGGCGUGUCCAGGCAGGGGGACCUGGGCUCGCCGCGACGCGGGACGGACUCGGCGUCGGCGGAACCGACCGAUUUCAGCGGCAUGUUCGGCGGCGACGUCGCGGAGCAGAUCAACGCAAUUCAACGCGCCCCGGUCGGUCCGGUCGCCGCGCCCGCCGCCGCGCCCGCCGCCGCGCCGGCGCCGGCGCCGGUCAAGGUCUCGAAAGGCAAAGGCGAGCGCGGCCCGGACAAGCAGCCGCGGAAGCAAGGCAGCGGGUACGGGAGGGCCUUCAACUACAACAAGAAGCCCCUGAACGCGGGCGCGCCGUACACGAGCAGUUUGAUCAUGCCGAACGCCGUCGCCGGCGUCGUCGGCGCGAUCGUCCCGGGGUACAUCCAGACCACGGGUGGGUACGUCCCGGUGCAACGCGAGCCCGUGGGGGACGCGAGCGCGUACUACCCGAGGAUGAUGCCGCAGGGGGAGCUGAGCCGCGGGGCUGCGGAGGCGAGUUGA
Messenger RNA from Micromonas pusilla CCMP1545, 2316 nucleotides. RefSeq lists its product as uncharacterized. Gene Ontology annotation, molecular function: chromatin binding. Lineage: Eukaryota; Viridiplantae; Chlorophyta; Mamiellophyceae; Mamiellales; Mamiellaceae. Gene Ontology annotation, biological process: pattern specification process. The transcript has 2 exons. The coding region runs from base 1 to 2316 and encodes 771 amino acids. The record is from RefSeq and is a predicted model, not a curated record. Gene Ontology annotation, cellular component: nucleus.